AUGCAGCUGCACCUGGCAUUGUCCCGAUCCCGGGCUCUGCAGGUCGACUGCAAGUUGCACCGACCACCCUGCCAGAGGACUGUCAUCCAAUCCGAUUCGAUCAUCUCCAUUCACCCGGUCUCACCGCGAGCGUCAAAUGCGGGAUCAUCAUUGGACGGAGACGACCAAAGCAGCCCGUCACUGCGCAACACACUGCGCAGCCAAUAA
Penicillium cinerascens is the source of this 207-nucleotide messenger RNA. RefSeq lists its product as uncharacterized. The transcript has a single exon. The coding region runs from base 1 to 207 and encodes 68 amino acids. The record is from RefSeq and is a predicted model, not a curated record. NCBI's taxonomy places the organism in Eukaryota, Fungi, Ascomycota, Eurotiomycetes, Eurotiales, Aspergillaceae.